Vespa mandarinia (Asian giant hornet) is the source of this 4617-nucleotide messenger RNA. RefSeq lists its product as uncharacterized. The record is from RefSeq and is a predicted model, not a curated record. NCBI's taxonomy places the organism in Eukaryota, Metazoa, Arthropoda, Insecta, Hymenoptera, Vespidae.
UCUCUUCGCUUUUCUUCGAUUAUGGAAUUAUCCUUUAAUGAACUCCUCCUCCUCCUCCUCCUUCUCCUCCUUCUCCUUUCUCCUCCUUCUACGAAACGAACGCGCGUAACACGAUUUUUAAUCUUACACCGCGGGUCAAGCGAGGGGCUUUUGUCGGUACACCGACAUUCCUCGUGACCGCAGGAAUGUCGGUCAGUGUGCGAGACCGAAACGCGCCUACGGUGAACCGCUGGUGGUCCAACAUUGAGCCCGUUUCACGAACCUGAAACGAUAUCUCCGCUCGUUCGUGGUACCUUUCCUCAUCCUACUCGGUUCGAAUCUGUGGUCGCGAGCCAAAUCAGAUUUCAACGUGUCGAUUCAAUGUCUCGCGGCUCUUCCGAAUGUUCAAAGACCACCUGCCGUUUCGCGAAGCGCUUAACGAGUGAGUCACUCGUCCCACCGAAGACGAACGAGAUAGAGAAAGAGUAGGAACGCUUUGGAGGAGGAUGUAGAAUGCGAGCUAGAUUGCGGUCCAGUCCGUGACGAUGAUCCAGCAGGAUGAGUCGUCGCUAAUUGGCUUCGCCCACGAGAGAAUCGAUCUUCUCGUCGGCGCUCGAUUAGCGUACCAACGUUACGAAAAUCUACUUGGUCGUUUUCAGCGCUCGUUGUCUAUCGACGACCAUUUCCUCGACCGUGAUUCUUUUUGCUCGAUUCGUUUACGAAUAAGAAAUAAUGAAAAGGUACAAAGGACGAUCGAUGGUAAGAGUCGUGGCUUCCUAUGGGAGAAGACGUCGAUUGGCGGAGGAGGUGCCAGGACUUUACAUUCGGCGCCUGACUCUCGAGGAUCCUCGGAGCGCGAAGGAACGGUCAAGCGGUUCAAGGUCGCGCACGCCACCGCGCCAUAUCUGUCAUCCCGCCGGUCCAUACGUCUCCUCCUCCUUCUUCUCCAGUCGUGGAUCUUCCAGUUACAGAUCAUGGCAAGAACGAAUACGUAAGGAACGACCGGCCUAUUUGACGAUCGUUUCUCUGGAGCUACCAGAAGCACCGGUACCGUUGAUCGAGUCGCUAGCGAGCGGUCGGCUGAACGAGUCAGACGUGGCUGAUCGACCCGACGACAAGGACGACAUCCUCGACGAACUUUUGGAGAAAGUAAGCGAGCUCGGUAAGGAGAGAGAAAGGGAAUCUCGCGGGAGAAAGCUCAAUACGUUUUUCAGAGAGAGAAGAAGUCGGAAGGUCGGCUCAUUGGAAUGUACGAAGGAAGUUGCCACCCUCGAGGAAUGUACGAGAAACAUUCUUCGGGCUCGCCAGGAAGGAGAGAACGAGAUGCCGUCGGUGGAAGAAGACUUUCGAGAUGUCAAGGAUUGCAUCUGUUCCGAAAUCCCAGGGAAGUUGCGUAUCAACGUAAGAAAGAAGACGGAAGUUAUGAGCGCGUCGUCGAGGAGCCCGAGCCCAGUGGUGACCCACACGAUAAGAAUCGCGAUGAAGUAUCACGGACGAGCAGGACGAUGCAACGGGAAGGAGAACAAGGAGACUGGAAAAAAGGAUAGAAGAUCUCAAGGGACAAACGGCAAGAAUAUUCGAGAGAGAACGACGACGAGCGGGGUAGUUGGAAAGGGGGAUGAUGAGUUUGUUCGGGAGGAGGGUUGUUGCACCGGUGUGAACGUAGCUUUAGAUUUCACGUUGAAUUGCAACAGCGUGCGCCUGACGUCUCGUGACAUAAGUCUCAAAGCUGAAACGAGGGACGAAGGACGCUAAGAGACGUCUAGCUAAAUCGUUAAGAUUAGCGUUUCGAACCGCUUAGUCGUGGUUCCGAUAGAUGCAUAAAAGAAUCAAUGGCGAAAAUAUGUGAAAAUUUUUCUAUAUGAAAUUUUCCUCUUUACCGUUCUAAAGUUUCCGUCGACGUGACGUUUAUAGAAUAGCAAAGAGAAAGAAGAAAAAGUAUAAACGAGUUUCGGCAGAAUCUUAAGGCAAAAGUAAAAGGACCGUUUCUCGUGCGAAUAACGAAAUUCGGAAUCUCCCGGAGGGCAAUAAAUCGCAAUCGCUAGUUCGAUUUCUCCGAAGAGAAGGAGGAGGAGGAGGAGGAGGAGGAGGAGAGAAACGCACACUCGCGCACGCGCGCAGCCUAUUAAUUAGAUCGUCUAAUAAAUCGCCAGCAAGCGGACGGCGAAGUAGAAGCGCCGUUAGGCUCUUUCUCGUCGUCCUUCGGCUCUCUCUCGUCGUCCAAAGAAAGAAUCAGAAGAGGAACAAGGAGGUGGAGGAGGAUAAGAAGAAGAAGAAGAAGAAGAAGAAGAAGAAGAAGAAGAAAGAAAGAAGAAGAGGAGGAGGAAAAGAGAAGCGCGUAGGAUCGUACGAGAGGUUCCUUUUCUCCCGGUGGACCAGCGCAAGAUGAGAAUCGCACGUCUAGCUUGGCCCCUUGGAAGGCCGAGCCAGCCCAAACCGGGUGAGAGAAGUUGGCCGGUUCUCCCUUCUCCCCACCUCCACUCCCUCUCUCUCUCUCUCUCUCUCGUCGCAUUUUUAUUCUGUCUGUGCUGUGUACGCUGCUCUUUCUCUCUCUCUCUCUGUCUCUCUCUCUCUCUAAGGGCGAAAAUGGUUCAUGGCCGUUUCCAACCGCCGAUUUCGUCGCGGAUCCUGCGAGGAGGAUCGACCUCCUCCUUCCCGUCCUCUUCCCGUUGCUGCCGUCGUCUCUCUUUUUUUUUUUUUUUUUUUUUCUUUUUCUCUCCUCUCUUCUUGUUUCCGAUAAACGCGCGUUUGUAGAAAACCCGAGAAGUUUACACCCGCUACGAGCCGUUUCCCGCGAGAUUCGUAUAUUUGCGAUCAUAUUACGCGUUAUUUGCAUACCGCGCUCGUUCGAAUAAUGUCAGGUUAGCGUUUAUUCCCCCUUUUUUUUCCCCUUUUUAUUUUUCAACGGAUAAAAUUCAAAGUUAGAACACAUCUCCUUUGUGAAAGAGGAACGUUAACAUUGUUGCGUCCGGCUGCAGUUAUAAUGAGUAUGCGAAUAGGUAUCUAGUUUGCAUCGUGGACCAUAUUUUUCACGAGUCUCAAUAAAAAUAUAAACUUUAUCGCGAGAUAAAAAUGCAUUUCGCUUCUCUUCCCAUCGUUUCGGUUAUUACGAAUGAGAUUUUGAUUUUACCCCGGCAACGGACUACACAAUAUCGUUCUAUUUUAUCGAUUAGUUCCUUCAUUGCCGACAAAGCUGAUUAGAUUAUUUUCUCUUUUCGCUUUAUCCUUUAUUUUCCAUCGAUACGCCUUACGUCCGAGCUCUUUCUUUGCUUCCUUCCUUCCUUCCUUCCUUCCUUCCUUCCUUCCUUCCUUCCUUCCUUCCUUCCUUUCUUCCUUCUUUCCUUCCGUAAAUCUUCUUUCUCGUCAUCUUUGCAGUUUGCUUGCUCCGCUACCAACCAACCCCCUUUACUUUGCGCCGGCAUCGAUUAACGUGUUUACUCGAUUGAGACGCGCAAAAACGCGCGAACGAGUAUCCACAAAUGACUUUCGACGAAGAUCUGCGAGAGAACGAAAGACAAAGGAGACUUUGUGCGCCGUUGAUGAGGCUACGAUGUCUUGCGCUUCCUUUUUUCUUUCCUUCUUUUUUCUCUUCUCCCCGUCCACCUUCUUUUCUAUAUAUCUCUUUCUCUCUCUCUCUCUCUCUUUCUCUCUCCGUCUCCGUCUCCGUCUCGCUCCAAGAUAUCGAUGUAAAAAGAGAAAAAAGAGACGCAAAUGGAAGACGAUGAGACGCUAUUGUAGAGAUUGCAAAUUGGUAUGUUGAUUACUGUACCGGGAAAAAGAAUAAAAGAUGAACGCGCUUCUCUUGUUUUAAAGUCUCUUUUCGAGACGAGCUCGUUGUUCGUAUUGUGCUUUUUUCUUUUUUUUUUUUUUUUUUUUUUUUGUUUCCUUUCCUUUCGACGUUGGUUGCAUCGCCUCGGAUGUUUUCCGAUAAUAUCCAUCCUCGUCUUUUUUCGUUGCGCGUCUUAAUCAUUGCUACGAGUCCUGGCUUCUGAAAAAUGAAAUCCCACGUAAGUAAGUGUAUUUCGCUUCUAUAUCUCUUUCGGAACGAUUCCAUUAAUUCCAUUAUUCGUUUAUCAAAACCAAAUUAAAUUGAUAAUGUUCUAUCUAAAUGAGGUUUUUAUAUUCACGCUUCAAAAAUUGUUCUCGUAGACGAUUUCGAUCCCUCGACUUUUUCCCUCGAGCUCGAACGUGCAAGACGAGCGAUACUUUGGAAUUAAGAUAUCGGAUAUACUCUUAUACUCGUCGUCCCCUAAGUGGACUUACCGAUCGAGCAUCGCGUUCGUGAACGAGGAGGCUUCGAUUAAGCCGGACAGCCCGAUUAAUUCCGUCGAUUCGAAGAAUCGACGCCCGUGAACGGUUCGAGGGAACGACCUUUAACGUUUCCAACGUGUACGCCAAAUUUCUGACAUUUUUACGACAAUUAAUUUUGCUCUUAAAGCGGUUGCGUGUCCGCGCGGCGAAUUGGCUCGUCUGCUCGAUGAUUAAAAAAAUGCGAUAGUUGGAUCGUUUUAACGCGUAUACGCGAACAUUCGUAUACGUAGCCGACGUUCGUAAUAACAAAAUUCUUUUUUUUUUUUCGAGGAGACGGGAGGAAAAGGAAAAGAACGAAAUAAACGGAGAGAGCUCCUUUUGCGCCCC